This is a messenger RNA of Alosa sapidissima (American shad), 11338 nucleotides long. It is a transcript of the gene vcana, whose product is annotated as versican a. The record is from RefSeq and is a predicted model, not a curated record. Bases 161 to 9547 code for a protein of 3128 amino acids. Gene Ontology annotation, biological process: cell adhesion. NCBI's taxonomy places the organism in Eukaryota, Metazoa, Chordata, Actinopteri, Clupeiformes, Clupeidae. Gene Ontology annotation, molecular function: calcium ion binding; hyaluronic acid binding. The transcript has 16 exons.
GCAGGCACAAGGGACACAGGCGCAGACGGGAACUGAGAACUAACCGGCUGACAGGGAACUCUUACAAAUAUCACCUCAUUCUUUAUAGUGGGAUGUACUGGAUUUAAAGGAUCAACUCAUAUCAAUUUAUGUGGAAUUACAAUCAUAGUUCAGAUCAAAGAUGUUAUUGAAUAUAAAACAUAUCCUGUGGUUAUUCUGCGUGUGUCACACAACAAUUCUCGCCUCAGCAAGUCUCGUGGUUAUGAGGCCUGUGAGUGGCUCGCUCUCAGGCCGGGUCUCCCUGCCAUGCCACUUCUCCACCGCACCUACCGGUGCGCCCGCCAUCACCGACAGCAAAGCCAGCCCUGCCGCCGGCGACAAGGACUACCUGCGCAUCAAGUGGACCAAGGUGCAGGGCAACAGCGAGACGGUCGUUCUAGUGGCCCAGAACGGCGUCAUCAAGAUCGGCCGGGGCUACCGGGGUCGUGUGUCGGUGCAGAGCCACCCCGAGGAUGUGGGCGAUGCCUCGUUGGUCGUUUCCAAGCUGCGUGCCAGUGAUGCCGGAACGUACCGCUGUGAGGUCAUGUACGGCAUUGAGGACACCCAGGACAUGGUCUCUUUGAAUGUCGAUGGUGUUGUGUUCCAUUAUCGAGCAAAAAUGAGCAGGUACACCCUCACUUAUGACAAGGCAGUUCAAGCCUGCACGGACAUAGGGGCUUCCAUCGCCACGCCUGACCAACUGAAAUCAGCAUUUGAGGAUGGGUUUGACCACUGUGAUGCUGGUUGGAUCGCCGAUCAAACAGUAAGAUACCCUAUCAUCCAACCAAGGGCCGGCUGCUAUGGAAAUCUCAAAUCCAAACCCGGCGUUAGGUCAUAUGGUUUGAGAAAGCCAACUGAGACCUAUGAUGUGUACUGCUUUGUGGACAAACUAGAUGGUGACGUCUUCUACGCACCCACCACCACCAAAAUGACCUUCGAAGAGGCCCAGGAGGAGUGCAAGAAGCGAGACGCUGUCCUGGCCUCUCCAGGGCACCUGCAUGCUGCGUGGAGGAGGGGGCUGGACAGGUGUGACUAUGGAUGGCUGUCCGACGGGAGUGCUCGCCAUCCGGUGGCCAGGCCCAGGGUACAGUGCGGCGGCGGCCUGCUUGGUGUCCGCACCAUGUACCGCUUCCUCAACCAGACAGGCUUCCCAAAGCCCACUCUGAAGCUUGGAGCGUACUGCUUCAAAGGUAGAACAGAGAUGAACCAAACCACUUUUGUGGAUGUAACUGUGAUGAGCUCCACUGCUACUCCCACCCUGACUCCAGCCCUCAGCCGAACCACCACAGCUCCUUUUCAGCUGGACCUCAGCACUGCCGAGCCUGUCCCAAUGGAAGCUGCUGUCACAGUAGAUCCCUUGCAUGGAGGUAUCUUCACAGAGCCUCCUUCCAUGUUCUCCACAAGCAUGGCACCGCCCACAGUUGAGGAGGUUACGGACAGUGAAUUGGAGCUGUUGGUGACACCAACGGCUGCAAGCAAACCAGAUGACACUGAAGAUGGCAUUGUGACAACUCUGAGGGUCUUUGACAUUACAGACUUUUUGGGGCAGGACUUGAUUCAGAGGAAAGCGACCCAAGCACCUCGUGGUGACGUGUUCCCAGCACCAAAACCUGUAGAAGGUGUUGCUUCCUCCCCCUCUCCACUAGAACAGGGGGUGGAUAUCAUGACCACCACCCAGCCUCUGACGGAGUCAGAUGAGGGGGUGAUUAAUGUGGGUACCAUUCAGCCUGACAUCCUCCUCACCGCCUCCCCGACGGAGCCCAAGUUUGCUGAGGGAAAAACGGAGGAGACCAUCCUGACAGGCUUCACCGUGGACAUGACCUCUGACCUCGAGGGCACCCAUCCUGCAGAGGAAGCUGUGACAGCCAGUACGGCAGAAACGGAAUCUGCCAGAGACGGACUGGACACCACUGCCACCACCAUCCAGGAAGUGACGGACACUGAAGAGGAGAUUGUCUCUGCCCCCUCAGGGCAGGCGACCUCUUCGGCAGAAGAGUCCACCGCAGGGGAAAGCGAUUUGUCUCCCAGCGUCCAACCAGCUACUGAGACCUCUGUUGAUACAUCACACAAGUCUGACCAGGACCACAAAAAUGGCACAGAGCAAAGUACUGAUGCUCCAGAGUCACCUGCAUCUACGAUUCUGCCAGUUCUGGAAACUUCUGCUACAACUGCCUAUCCAGACUAUGGGCCUGAAACUCCUGAUGUCCUCGUUGAGUCAACGCCGCCUCAACAACCUAUUUCUGAGACGUCCGAAGAAGCGACGACCACAACAACAGAGUCGCUGGAGCAAACAGACUCGUUCACAACGGCACCGGUCACUGAGCUGUCCACCUCCACCACAUUUGUUUGUGACACAGACACACCCAGUUCAACUGCCUCAGCCACAACUGAACCCAUACAGGAAACGUCCGUCCCAUCACGUGAAGAGGAAAGCAGCACCACUCCCACAGCUGAGAGAGUUGAGACAGAAAUAACAAGUACCGUGGCCACAGAAAAAUCCGAAACAACGGCCAUGGAUGCUGACAGAUCCACCAAGGGAUCAAUUUCAGACAUAACAGAAUCCUCAUCAAAGCUAGUGACUGAGGACAAGGAGGCACCUACAGACCUCCCAACACCCUCCAUGUCUUCUGUUGUACUUGAGACAACUGUGCCUGUGAAAGAGGAUGAACAGGUCAUUGUGGAUGACUUUGACACUCUGCUGAACGCCUCUGUUAUCAUGGGGGAGUCUCAGUCUCAAGGAACACAGUUUCCGAUUGUACCCUCCUCUGAGGACCAUGAGGCAGUAGGCAGUGGACAUUUGGAUGUGUCCUCCCCUGCCGCUACCCCCACUCUGACUAUAACUUUCAGCCCUGAUGUUAAAGGGGGCAGAGGGGACCAGUGGAUCAGGCCGUACCCAGAGGAUGUCAGUGUGCCCUCACCAUUUGAUUACACACUCAUAGACAAUGACCCUGAUUAUUAUGAGACUGGUGUCCCCUUAGUAGAAUACACUCCUCCUUCUCCACCUCUCAUUCUGGCGGAAAACGAAACACUCAUAGAUGAAGGAACCACAGAGACUGUUACAAAGGCCAUCAGUCCAUCUGCUUCAGUGACACCACUGAGAAGACCCACCUCCUCGGUGACAGAGAAACCAACUCCACCAACUCCAAUUCCUUACAUAGACACAAGUACAGACGAUGGUUCAGUUUCCACAACAUCUGUUCCAAUUCAAACUACUCAUAAAUCUGAUUUGCAUACUACCACAUCUCAGCCUCUUAUGGAGAUUACAGAGUCUACAGUGACUGGGGAAACUAGUGUUCCCCCUCCAUCAUCCCACAGAGAUAUUUCACAGGAACAAUCCACCGAGCCAUCCCCCAGAAAGUCAACUAUAAUGCCAACGGCAUCAGUGAAAACUUCACCCGAGUUGUUUACAAUAUCUAUUCAAACAGAGAAGGAAAGUUCAGGCCAGCAGACAUCAGAUACUACAAUAAGUCCUACCAUUCACUAUACCACUGCUACUAUGAGGGACACAUCAGAAAUGUUUUCAUCUGUUCCCAUUAUUGAUACCUCCGAAAGCAUAUUUACCUCAACAGAGGAAGCUCAGACCACAGACUCAGAAAUAGCAUCACCAAUAUCUUAUUAUACAGAAGAGGGGGGCACUGGUGAUGACGCCACAGAGAAGUUUACUCAAGUGUCAGUCAUGACAACGCCAGCCCAAACUGCUUCAUAUAUUUCCACAGAAAAGCCUAAAACUAGUUCUCCUUCAGUGGAGAGCACAGCCACUGUUGUUUCAAGCACCUUAAAACCAGCCAAAGAUACAUCACCACCAGAGACAAUCAGCAGUUACACCACUCCAAAAACUAUUACAGAACAUGUCACUGAACUAAUUGAAAAGACACUGGGACUAAUAUGGAGUAGCUCUGCGUACCCUGAUAUAGAGGGCUCAGGAGCUACCUCAGAGGACAGUCUAGAGCCAUCACCAACAUUCAAACCAUCUGAGGCCUUCACUGAUGAGACUGAAACAGAGAAAGAGCCAGAUAAUGGCUCAACAGCACCUGAAUAUCAUGACUACACUCAACCCUCCCUUGUUUUUGCAACUCCCCCAUCUCAAUCACCAAUACCUGAAGCCAUAACCACAGAAGCAUCAGCUCAGAUCAUGACAAUUUCUGGUUUGUCAAAUACAGAUAAACCAGUCGUAACAUCAACAGUCAGUGAUACAUUUGUGGUGUCCACAGAGGGUGACCAAAUGUCAACAUCCAUAGAGGGUUCUGGUGGGGAGAUUACUGAGACACAGGGGACCACUCGACCUUAUGAUUUCAGUGUGGCAACAGAUGAAGCAGAAACCACCGAGACAGAAGGCAUAACAGUGGUUUCAAGUGUUGAUGUGUCCACCCAGUCCACUCCAUUCCCUACACACACUAACUCAUCCCAAACCCCUAAGCCUUCGGGGACUCCCCAGCCAUCAAUUCCAUGGUCCACUCGAGAACUUGGAAGUGGCGAGACCACAGAAGGUUCUGGAGCUGGUACUGAGAGUAGAGAUGACGGUUCAGGUGAUGAAGGUUCAGGUGUUGAUGCUUCUACUCCAGUGUCAUCCUUGCUAUCUACUUCCACUACAGCUCCCGCUGUAUCUAGUACAGUCAGACAAGGAGAGUACCCAAUAACAACAACAGCAUUCUUACCAGGCAGUACGGCUUCUCAAGAAACUGAUAUCACCUCAGAAACCCACAGCUCGAAUCGGGCUCAUGAAGAUCCUAUUGAAAGCACAACUUCACCACUGACCACUUCCAAUUCACCCUCAUCAGGUCCUCUCCGUCUAUUCAGUGAUGAUGCAACUGAGGGCUCAGGACAUGCAAUCCUGACAACUCAUGAAGCAAAAUCAGUUGUUCUAACAACCACAACUUUGCCUGAGUUUGGACAUUCAACAUUUGAUGUGGACAGUACAACGAUUCAAGAUCAAACAAAGUUUGUUACCUCCACAGUGGUUCAUCUUGCAUCUGAGUCAGUAGUAACAGUCACUCCUCAUUCAGUUGUGAUGUCUUCAAACACUGAAAGUCACCUUAAAGUAACAGAACAACCCACAUCAACUCAGAUACCCUUUUUACAGCAUAGUAAUCUUACAGAUAAGCAUAUUACCAUAGUUAGCCCCACAGGUACACACCCCAGCACUACAACCAUUGUGAUUUUAACUAGGGAUGAGGACAAACAUAUUCCCACAACACCGGACCUAACCACAGAUGACAUAAUCGAUGCAGACACGCUUCCACUUUCAGAAUCAUCCUCACCAUAUUCUCCCACCAUCCAAACACAGGAGGCAGGUGGUAUGACAGCCACCCUAACACCACCCUUCACUGUGGUCAUGACAGAGGAGCUGGAAGGAUCUGCAAUGGGCGCUACGUCACCAACGUACUCAACAUCCAGUGAGGAGUUCAUAUCAUACUCUGGAGAGCCUUCCCAGAAGUCUGAAACAUCACAACCAACUUCCUUCAGCACAGAGGCUACAUUUACUACCUUACGUCCAAUGAUUAGCACAUCUGAAUUCAUUCAUGUAACUUCAGUGACCACAUCUACUUUGAAACCGAAGUUCGAUACAUCCACCACAACUUCAGUCUUGUCUACCCUGUCUCCAGAAGAGGUGUCAGGAAUUGACUCAGAACUGAAGAGUCCAACACCCUUACCCUCUAAAGUCUCCACUGUGUCAGCUCCUGUUUCCGGUAUGCUUCAGCCAAUUGAUUCAUCCUCUGAGAAGGUACCCUCACUAUCAGCUAUUACAGAGUUUUCAAGCACAGUAUUUCCUGGUAUAGAUAAGGAAGGUUCUGGUACCGAUUCAUCAACAAUCCCUGUCUUCAGUAGUUCCUCCACAUCACAGACCACAUCAUCAGAGGAAGCUGAAAAUAUACUUGUAACUUCUACAAAUGUGACUUUCUCAACUGAUCAAGACAGCUCAAGUUCAGAGAAGACUGGGACCAUCAGUGAGGUCACCACAGUGGCCCCUCACCUGACUAGCACUGCAAAGACAAUUGAGGCAUACACAUCCUCUCUCUCAGAAAUCAAAAGUCCACACACUACAACUGCAUCAUUCCCAAGAGAAGGAGAGGAAGGCUCAGGCAUGACUUCUGCAACUUCCUCUGUCCAACCAACUGUGACUGCCUCAGUUGUUGUAACAGAUCCACCUUCACUGGUUUUAACUUCAUCUGGAGCUGGAGACAAAACAUCUCCUUAUACUAAAGCAACUCUGCCAUCCAGUGAUGACUCUACCACAACUGUGAUGUCCCAAACUGGCACACCACAAAAACAGCAUAUAUCUACAGAAGCUGUAGAAUCAUCUAGCACUGAGCAGCCAUUUGUCAUCAUCAAAGAACAAGACAGCUCAGUUUCCUCUUUCACAGAGGAUGAGAGCUCGGGACUCACCCCUGAGACUUUGAUCCCAUCAUCUAUUUUCCCCAUUUCUGUUACUUCAAUGCCUGCAGUAACAGUGUCUUCAACAGUGGGCUCAGGCUCUUCAAAAGAGACAGAUACAAGUGCUACAGGAAAGUCUACAGAAGUAACAGAAUCUGGCAAACAGGGAGAGGAAUCUACCACUGAGCAACCAUUUGUCAUCAUCACAGAACAAGACAGCUCAGUUUCCUCUUUCACAGAGGAUGAGAGCUCGGGACUCACCCCUGAGACUUUGAUCCCAUCAUCUAUUUCCCCCAAGCCUGUUGCUUCACUGGCAGCAGUAACAAUGUCUCCAACAGCUGGCUCAGGCUCCUCAGAAGAGACAGAUGCAAGUGUUUCAGAAAAGUCUACAGAAGUAACAGAAUCUGGCAAACAGGGAGAGGAAUCUACCACUGAGCAACCAUUUGUCAUCAGCACAGAACAAGACAGCUCAGUUUCCUCUUUCACAGAGGAUGAGAGCUUGGGACUCACCCCUGAGACUUUGAUCCCAUCAUCUAUUUCUCCCCAGUCUGCAACUGUGCAUCCUUAUCAGACCACCACAGCUCAACCAUUGCAGACAAUCACACUCGCUCACCCAAAGUCAGUUACUGAGCACACCACUGAAUUCAAAACUGGUACAGAUGACAGACCACAGGUGGUGCAAUCUAGCACUGAGCAGCCAUUUGUCAUCAUCACAGAGCUAGAUAGCUCAGUUUCCUCUUUCACAGAGGAUGAGAGCUCGGGACUCACCCCUGAGACUUUGAUCCCAUCAUCUAUUUCCCCCAAGCCUGUUGCUUCACUGGCAGCAGUAACAAUGUCUCCAACAGCUGGCUCAGGCUCCUCAGAAGAGACAGAUGCAAGUGUUUCAGAAAAGUCUACAGAAGUAACAGAAUCUGGCAAACAGGGAGAGGAAUCUACCACUGAGCAACCAUUUGUCAUCAUCACAGAACAAGACAGCUCAGUUUCCCCUUUUACUGACGAGAGCUCGGGACUCACCCCUGAGACUUUGAAUCCAACAUCCACUUUGCUGAAGGCUGUAACUUCACCACCUGCAAUAAGACCUCUGACAAUUGCAACAUCAUCUGUGGAGACAGAUGCAAGUUCUGUUGUAUCAGUCACCCAAGUAACCAGCACAUCCAUUGAGCCAUCCACCAGCAUAAACCCAACCGUAUCUUCCUCUGACCCCGAUGUUGUUGUCCAUUUGGUCACAACAUAUAUCCCUCAAGAAGUCUUGACACCUAAUGAAACUUACCAACAAGCUUUGUCUGAAAUCACCCUGACUGAUAAGCCUUUCACAAAUGACUCUACUGUGAUAUCUGAGUUAGAUCUGAGAAGCACACAUGUCCCUCUUAUGACAUCCACUACCAAGGUAGUAGACAACAUUUUUGAGGGAAGCUCAGAUGAUGAACAAAAGCCUACAGCAGAAAGUUCAAAGGUGGUAACAACCAGACUCUCCACUUCUGGUAUUUUUAGCACUAGCAUUCCUAUAUUACCCUCAUCAGAUUAUGAUGGCAUAGACUUUGGCCAGGUCGAAGCCAUACCUAACAUAUGGCAGAAACCCGACAGCCCUCUACCAACUCCCAGUUCAGAAAGCAUAGUGGAAUAUGUGACUGGGCUUAAGAGUCCCACUGAGGAGACCACUGACUACUCAUCAGUAUUUGAGGUGAGUGGCACUUCAGCAUCUCCCUCUACAAGGUCAAGCUCCUCUGAGGAACCUGGCGCUGACCACAGUGGUGCAACUGCCACGGAGGGUUCAACCUCCGGCUCGAGCAGCUCUAAGAGCAGCUUAGAGGAGGCAACAACUGCAGUGCCAAUGACUGGAUCAGACUUGAGUGGCACACUUGCGCCUCUUAUGUCCACAUCCGUCUCUAUCAGUGAUGGUGGAAUAGACUCUGGUGAGCAGGUUGUAGUUACACCUGGCCCUGAGACAAGUUCAGCUAAGGAAACUGAUGCAGAGACCACGUCACCACCUGAGAAAGAGGGAUCAGCCUCCAGCUCAGAGACCAAUGCAGAGGAUUUGACAACCACGCGACAAACAGCGGUCACAGGGAAAACGUCAGCUGAGGACACCACAACAUCAGCAGCUGAAGUUCAGUUCGUGAAGUUUUCCACCGUAGCCACAGUUACCAGUAGAGUGACGGAAACCACAACCCCAAUCCCAAGAGACCUGGGGCACACAGAUAUUGGCGAGCCUCUGGACAUUGAAGGCGUUCAUUCAUGUGUUGAGAAUCCCUGCUUAAACGGAGGCUCCUGUUGGAGAGUAGGCAGUGUCAACACUUGCACCUGUACUGCUGGUUAUGGAGGAGACCACUGUGAAAUAGAUAUCGAUGAGUGUCAUUCAAAUCCUUGUCGCAAUGGAGGCACAUGUGUGGAUGGACUGAAUGCUUUCUCCUGCGUGUGUCUUCCCAGUUAUGCAGGAACACUUUGUGAAGAAGACACAGAGACGUGUAGCUAUGGCUGGCACAAGUUCCAGGGCCACUGCUACAAGUACUUUCCCCACCGUCGCAACUGGGACACGGCAGAGCGGGAGUGCCGUGUGCAGGGGGCCCACCUGGCCAGCAUCAUCACCCAUGAGGAGCAGCAGUUUGUCAACCGCCUUGGACAGGACUACCAGUGGAUCGGACUCAACGAUAAGAUGUUCGAGAAUGACUUCCGCUGGACAGAUGGCACGUCUGUUCAAUAUGAGAACUGGAGACCCAACCAGCCGGACAGUUUCUUCUCCUCCGGUGAGGAUUGUGUGGUCAUGAUAUGGCAUGAGGACGGACAGUGGAACGACGUUCCCUGCAACUACCAUCUCACUUUCACCUGCAAAAAGGGAACAGUGUCCUGUAACCAGCCUCCAUUCGUACUGAAUGCACACACCUUCGGGCGUACGCGGCCACGCUACGAGAUCAACACCCUGGUGAGGUACCAAUGCAACAACGGCUUCAUCCAGAGGCACGUGCCCACCAUCCGGUGCCGAGGGGAUGGAAUGUGGGACCAGCCAAAAAUCUCCUGCAUGACUCCAUCACACUACCAAAGGACAUACCACAGGAGAUAUAAUACCUUCAGCAUAUACAACAACCAUCGAAAGAGGUCUGACGAAUCGGCUCGACAGCGCCGCCAUGGUGGCAGCAAAAGGAACAGGACUAGGAAAUAACAGAGGCCUCCAAUUACCCUUACUCCAUUCACAACACAUGAUGGAUGCUCAUGUGGAUGACAAAAAAAUAAUAUAGACAAGAAUGAAAAGAAAAUGACAGGCAAUUCAUUUUUCAACCGAGGAUGAAUUCAUAGGCCUUUUGCAGUAUUUUUGAACAAAGAGAUACUAUUUUUCUAAAAGCAACAAGGACUUUUCAAGUACCUGUUUUCCUGUAUUAUACAUACUGAGAGAAAGACUGACCUCAAAUUCACAGCUUUUGUAUUUUCUAGUGCAGGUAUCAUUUAAUAUGCCCAAAUGGGGUAAAAUGACAAGUGUUUGACAAGUCUGCCACCUUGCUAGUAAAGUCAUUACUAUGCAAAUAUAAGGUUCCAGUGCUUUAAAACAAGUUUAAGGAUUUGUUUAACUGCUUCGAAUUCAGUGAAAUAUUCAAAGUUCACUAAGAGGGGAAAAAAAGGACAAAUACUGCCUGUUGCGUUGCAUCAGCAAAGAGACUGUUGCUUCACUUCUGCAUAUGGCGGAAUACAGCACAUCAAACACACGCCGUGCCUUGUGGGAUUCACUGAACCCCUGUGAAGAGCUGUGAUUAAGUCUUCAACAGCUUCUCCCAAGGCCUUCACCAUAACUCACACAGAAGCCAGAGAAAGACUCUACUAUGCAGUACUGAAAACUGACAGAAGAUGGCUCAGUCUAAGCAAUGUUUUUUGCUUUUAAUGGAACAUGCAAGAAAUAUGAACUAAUGCAGCAAUAUGUUAGAAACAAUAGGCUUUGCCAGAACUGUUUGUUCCACUGAAGUGCCUUUACAAUAGAUGUUAUCCAAAGAGGUACAGUAAACGCAAUGGAGCUCUGAUGCAUGCUUAGCAUUUUCUCAGAUACAUACUGUACAUGUAAUUCACACUUUUUCUCCUUUUGUUUUUAUUUUGUUUUUAAUCUGAUCAUUACCGGUUAACAGACUCACAUUCACAUUGUACUGGAUAAUUUAUUUCCUGUCAGCAGAAUCAAGUCUAAAUGUUUGAUAAGGACAACGUAUGGUCACUUAAAAGAGAAUGUACUUUGUGGGACACCCAAAAAGAAGAAAGACUUGAAUAGAUGCAUGUUAAAAAGAGAGAUGAAAGUAAUUUAUUUUCCACGCUGCUCUUUAUCUUUUUGUUGUCUUUUAUUUUACCUGAAGAUGCUGUCUCCUGGCUUUUCUUUUCCUUGCAAUAACAAAAAUCUAAAUAUUGAUGCAAUGUUUGGUUUGGGGCACAGACUUUGCAUCAGUGAGAAUGAUGUAGUCAGUUCUGAAAGAAAAAACAAGAUAAACACUACUCUUGGGGUGGGGUGGUUCAAUGGACCAAAUGAACAAGGAAGAUAUACAACUUGGCAUCACAGACAUUUUGAAUUUUGUGUUGCUCAGUGUAAGGAUGGUCAGCCAUUUCCCCCCAAAACAGAUUUGGAUUUAUUUGUGGAAGAGUGAGGAAGAGGAAGAGUGAUUGUUUUUUGUGUUUGUCUUGGAUUGUCAUAUGUGUUUUUAUUUCUAAAAUGCAAAUAACAUCAUUUCAUAUUUAUAGAAUAACAUGUUUAUUAUGCAAUGUGAAUGUUUUGGGGAGUCAUUUGAGAAAAGGUGGAAGGAAAAAAAAAAUGUUUUUGUACAUGCAAUUUGUCACCAAAGAAACAAAGUUUAUUACAUUAUAUUCUGCCUCCUUGUCUCAAUUAUUAUGUGCUGUAUUUUGAGACUCAAGUAACUCAGAUUUUGUUUUAUAUUGUGAGUCAGUCUUAUUUUGGAGUCAUGCACUGAUAAACAAUUUAACAUUA